AUGGCCUCCUCUUCGAAACCCGCAAAGUCAAUUUUGAAGAAGAGAAUCGACGAUACCACUACACCCCAACAAUCUAACGCGUCCAUCGUUUCAGUCGACUCCCCCCUCACUGAGUCCAUCGCAUCAGCCAAUCCUGCCCAUCUCGCCACGGCUCUGUAUCAUGCAAACCUCAUCCAGCGUCGGAAAGACCUUGAACUCGACAUCCUCUACUCGACCGAGACGCUCCUCGACUACCCCACCACCAGCCUCCCCGCCACCUCUCCCUCUGCGUCUGACAUCUCCACCGUCAAGCAGCUGUUACGCCCUUUCCAGCCCUCCGACUUCGACGCCCUCCUUGAAGAGCGCCGCAUAAACAACCGCUGCGCUUACGUGCUCUGCCCCAACCCGUCACCACCAGGAGGCUCCAACGGCGGAUACAGGCUCUUUGGCACAUCGGGCAGGUCCAGCAAUUUCCGCAUCGUGCCAGCCUCAGAAGCAGACCGAUGGUGCAGCGAGGACUGCGCGAGGAGGGCCAUGUACGUCAAAGUCCAGCUCUCUGAGACGCCAGCCUGGGAACGUGAUGGGGGAUACGGCGGCGAGCUCGAGCUGCUCGGCGAGCGUGAAGCGCUCUCCGAAAGGCAAAGGCUCGACGAGAGGUUGGCAGACGACUUGAAGAAUCUAGAGAUUAUCUCCGACCCGGAAGGACGAGGUGUGGAGGAUAGAAGGGACUUGGCGCUGGAGAGGGGCGAGAUGGCACCAGACGCUGUGAUUAGAGGUGGCCUGGUGGAUGUUGAGGUAAGGGAGAAUGAGAUAACUCGACAAGCUGUGCCCCCGAGUUUUGAAGAUGAGUUCGAUGAUGAGGAUGAACAGGUCAGGCGGAGGUUUGACGCUAUGCAUCUCAAACACGAAGGGUAUGCUUCAAGGUAA
This is a messenger RNA of Pseudogymnoascus destructans, 906 nucleotides long. RefSeq lists its product as uncharacterized. Gene Ontology annotation, molecular function: RNA polymerase II CTD heptapeptide repeat phosphatase activity; RNA polymerase core enzyme binding. Lineage: Eukaryota; Fungi; Ascomycota; Leotiomycetes; Thelebolales; Thelebolaceae. Gene Ontology annotation, cellular component: nucleus; cytoplasm. The coding region runs from base 1 to 906 and encodes 301 amino acids. The record is from RefSeq and is a predicted model, not a curated record. The transcript has a single exon.